UGCAGAUUUAGAACUCGAGCCCGUUGGCCCCGCCCACUGCUUUGUGAUCUGUGUUUGUACCUAUAGAGUUCUUUCACGCGCUCCGGUCUGAAGUUAAUGUUGGGCGCGUGAGUUUUUCCUCCACUUUCCGCGCGUGCACAUCGACGUUCCUUUCGCCGUUAUAAAUAUAUCGCGCGCGAGCUUCAACCCCGUUUUUGUCCCGGAUAUAGGGGAUUUUUACCCAAAGUGUCCUGAUUCUUUACACCUCUGAUCAUGAAAUCAGAGUCCAGACGGAGAUCUUUAGGAGAACCUCCACACACUCCUGCUGCUGCUGCUGCUGGAUCAAAGAUGCACCACUGCUCAGAUUGUGGGAAGAGUUUUACUAAAAUUGCGGUUCUGAAAAGACACCAGCGUGUCCACACAGGAGAGAAACUGUAUCACUGUGAUCAGUGUGAGAAGAGUUUUACUCAACAGGGUAGUCUCAAAUCACACCAGCGUAUCCACACAGGAGAGAAGCCGUAUCACUGUGAACAGUGUGGGAAGAGUUUUACUCAUGAGAGUAAUUUUAGAAUACACCAGCGUAUCCACACAGGGGUGAAGCCGUAUUACUGUGAACAGUGUGGGAAGAGUUUUACUCACCAGAGUAAUCUCAGAUCACACCAGCGUAUCCACACAGGAGAGAAGCCUUAUCACUGUGAACAGUGUGGGAAAAGUUUUACUCAGCAGGGUCAUCUCGGAUUACACCAGAGUAUCCACACAGGAGAGAAGCCUUAUUACUGUGAACAGUGUGGGAAAAGUUUUACUCACCCAAGUACUCUCAAAUCACACCAGCGUAUUCACACAGGAAAGAAGCCAUAUCCCUGUGAACAGUGUGGGAAGAGUUUUAGUGCUCAGAGUGUCCUCCUCAGGCACCAGCAGAGUCAUACAGGACAGAAGCUGUACCUCUGUGGACAGUGUGGACGGAGCUAUGUUUAUCAAAGCUCAUUAAGGACCCACAAGUGCUCUAACAUACAACCAUAAAACAAAUUAUCAUCUUAAAUUUCUUAUUUGAAGAGAUGUAAAGGGAAAUUGUACUGUAAAUAUCGGGGGAACUUUAAAUUGUAAUGUUAAUUUUAAUUAGCUCUAACAAACUGGAAACCUUUCCAAGCCAUCAGAACAUUGUUGGUCCAUCUACGGUUACACUACAACUACACUUUAUGGCAACAUGUAUGAGGCUUCCCGAGCAUCUUACCCAUAUGUGCUUUCUGAACAUUAUCUAAUGGAACGGCUUCCAAUCCAUUGUCCCCUGAGCCCAGUGUUACUGAUUUACUGCAAACUUGAGCUUGAUUACACGGUUACACAGCAAGAUCAGGGAAUAGAUUUUUGUUGUAUAUGUCUGGACCUAUAAGAAUUAAAGUGCAGACAAAUCUCACCCUAAGUCUUUUUUAAAUCUAAAAUGUUAAAUGUAUAAACCUUUAGGUAUUUUGCACCAACGUAAAUUUUUUGUGUUUCUCUAACUUCGAAUAAGUUUAUUAGUCAACUGUAUGGUUUGGUUGAGGAGUGGUAACGGUAUGGGGCUGUACUUUAGGGGUAAGACUCAGCCCUUGACUUAAAGUUUAGGGAAAUGUUAAUUACUUUAGCAUACUAAACCAUUUUGGACAAUGCUAUGCUUCUAAUAUUGUGGGAAUAGUUUGGAGACGGCCCUUUAUUAAUCCAGCAUGACCAUGCCACAGUGCACAAACUGAGGUUCAUAAAGACAUGGUUGGAUGAGUUUGGUGUGGAAGAACUGAACUGGCCUGCACAGAGCUCUAAUCUCGACUUCACUGAACACCUUUGAGAUUAAGAUGAAUGUUAAAAGUUGAUUAUUCUAAAUGGACUGUAUGAGUCUCGGUGUCAUUAAAAAUGUAUUCAGGAGAAAAA
This is a messenger RNA of Silurus meridionalis, 1878 nucleotides long. RefSeq names its product gastrula zinc finger protein XlCGF49.1-like. Gene Ontology annotation, molecular function: RNA polymerase II cis-regulatory region sequence-specific DNA binding; DNA-binding transcription factor activity, RNA polymerase II-specific. The record is from RefSeq and is a predicted model, not a curated record. Gene Ontology annotation, cellular component: nucleus. NCBI's taxonomy places the organism in Eukaryota, Metazoa, Chordata, Actinopteri, Siluriformes, Siluridae. Bases 253 to 999 code for a protein of 248 amino acids. The transcript has 3 exons. Gene Ontology annotation, biological process: regulation of transcription by RNA polymerase II; central nervous system development.